AUGGAGCUCAACCUUGGCUUCUCUCUUGACCUCGAAACUCCUCCUCCGCCUCCUUUAAACGUGAAAGGCUUCUUCUACAAUCUCCUCCACAGCCGUAGCCCCGACAUUCUCGAUGAUGACCACGCCUUCACCAUCGAAGGGUCCUCAUCGAAUCCUUUAUCUCGAGUGGUCUCGACCCCACAGCUCGAACCUUCAUUUCCUCACCCAUGCCCUGAUCCUAACCCAGCCGCAACGCUCCCCAGAGAGUUCGACCUCUGUGCACCUCCGCUGCCACCGACCCCUCCUCCUCCAUCCAUGGAAACCUCACCAGAGAGCAGCGACGGCAUAGCGGCGCACGGCCAGCUCGACUUCAAGAGCCUCUUUCACUACGGUCCAGUGGAUCAACGUCCUUAUCACGAUCCGGUUACAGAGGACCGCCAGGUCGUGCCUUUGCUCGACUUAAAUGACCUCGGAUCACCGAACGAGAGGCUUGGUGAGGAGGCCGGUGUGAGCUCGGACCACCAAUGGGGUCGUGAGCGGGACGAUGGUCGUCAUGAUCGGAGGAAGAGAGAGGUAGCGACAGGUUUGCCGCAGCAUCAGUCGAAGCAGAAGACGGAGAAAAAUAAAAAAGAGAAUGACAAGGACGAGGCUGACGAGGAGCCCUUGGUCGUCAAAGGCCAGUGGACUCCUACCGAAGACAGGCGCUUAAUGAUGUUGGUUGAGACUCAUGGAAUGAAAAGGUGGUCUCAGAUUGCCCAAAUGAUGAAGGGGAGAGUCGGAAAACAGUGCAGGGAGAGAUGGCAUAACCAUUUGAGGCCUGAUAUCAAGAAGGACUCGUGGAGCAUCGAAGAAGACAAGAUCCUGAUUCAGGCACACAAGCAGAUUGGGAACAAAUGGGCAGAGAUAGCCAAGAGAUUGCCUGGAAGAACUGAGAAUAGCAUAAAAAAUCACUGGAAUGCCACCAAGCGCAGGCAAUUCACUAAGCGUAAGUUGCUACCCGAUAGCAACAACUCCAACCUCUUGCAAAACUACAUCAGGAGUGUCACCACUCCAUCUCCUUCGAAAUGGUCGCCACCAGCUCGUGGUCCUGACCACGGCCACCACAACACCAAGAAGCAGUCAUUGUCUUUGUCGAAGGCAGCCAUUUUUCGUGGCUUGGACAUGCAGCCCGAAGCGGCUAACUGCCCCCAGCAGGUGCCGGAUCACCACCACAGGCCGCCGCCUCCGCUUGCUCAGAGGCUAGCCAGCAAUUACGUCCGUUAUCCGAUGGUUGAUGGGAAUGGGAUCUUGGGCUUUAUCAAGUGA
Eucalyptus grandis is the source of this 1284-nucleotide messenger RNA. RefSeq lists its product as uncharacterized. Gene Ontology annotation, biological process: regulation of DNA-templated transcription. The record is from RefSeq and is a predicted model, not a curated record. The coding region runs from base 1 to 1284 and encodes 427 amino acids. Gene Ontology annotation, molecular function: DNA-binding transcription factor activity, RNA polymerase II-specific; RNA polymerase II cis-regulatory region sequence-specific DNA binding. Gene Ontology annotation, cellular component: nucleus. NCBI's taxonomy places the organism in Eukaryota, Viridiplantae, Streptophyta, Magnoliopsida, Myrtales, Myrtaceae. The transcript is spliced from 3 exons.